This is a messenger RNA of Osmerus eperlanus (European smelt), 1166 nucleotides long. RefSeq names its product charged multivesicular body protein 6-like. NCBI's taxonomy places the organism in Eukaryota, Metazoa, Chordata, Actinopteri, Osmeriformes, Osmeridae. Gene Ontology annotation, cellular component: ESCRT III complex; multivesicular body. The transcript is spliced from 8 exons. The record is from RefSeq and is a predicted model, not a curated record. Gene Ontology annotation, biological process: vesicle budding from membrane; late endosome to vacuole transport via multivesicular body sorting pathway. The coding region runs from base 152 to 769 and encodes 205 amino acids.
AAAUACGGAAAAGGAGUGUCUACUGUACAGCUUCUGUCUAGCUGUUGUGAGUUAGCCAUUUUAACGUGCAUAACAUUAUGAAAUGAACAUGUUAUUCAUAAAGUAGCUUGUGUAUUAAAGAAUAGGAUUGUGGCGGGGAUGUGGCUAAAUAAUGGGAAACGUUUUCGGGAGAAAGAGUCGACCUUCUCGAGUUACGGAUCAAGACAAAGCUAUUCUGCAACUGAAACAACAGAGAGAUAAACUAAAGCAGUACCAGAAGAGAAUCAAUUUACAGCUGGACAAAGAGAGGUUUCUGGCCAAGCAGCUGCUGAAAGAUGGCAAAAAAGAGAAGGCCUUGCUUCUUCUCAAGAAAAAACGCUACCAGGAUCAGUUACUAGACAAGACCGAAAACCAGAUUUCAAACCUGGAACGAAUGGUUCAAGAUAUUGAGUUUAUUCAGAUUGAAAUGAAGGUGAUCGAGGGCCUCAAGGUUGGCAAUGACUGUCUGAAGAGUAUGCAUGAGGUCAUGUCUAUAGAGGAUGUGGAGAGGAUUAUGGAUGAGACCCAGGAAGCGAUUGAGUACCAGAAGCAAAUAGAUGAGAUGCUGGCAGGGUCUCUGUCACAAGAGGAUGAAGAUGCUGUACUAGCUGAGCUAGAGGCUAUAACUCAGGGAGAAGACGUAGCUUUGCCAGAGGUCCCCACUGAGCCACUACCAGAGGUGACAGAAACAGCAGAACCAGAGAGGAAGACUGCAAAAAGCAAGCAGGGAAGAGAGAUGUUGGCUGCCUAGAGACACCACAGCUGUAGGGAGACGGAUCGUGCUCUCAAUCUCCAUGGAGUAAGGACUGCUGGCAUAUGCUGCUCUACUGGGCUUCACUUACCUUGGCUCAUCCUGCUGGGGUAGAAGAGAGGCCGAGGACAGUUAACAUCGCUGCACUCACUACAUCUCAGUAGAUUGGAAACAGAGUAUACUGUAGAUGCAUUUUGUCUACUGCUUCCCUCUCUAGUCAACUUUUUUUCAAUAAUGAACAAAAAUGUCAAGGGAAAACGAUUCAGUUUUCUCUUUUCAUGACCUGGAUUUGCCAUUCAAGUGUGACUAGUUACUGUGCUCAUUAGGACAAAACGAAACGGUGGAAGUGUACUUUUUAGAAAGUAAUUUUACAUAUUAAAGUCAAGUGUGGCUAACA